Messenger RNA from Didymodactylos carnosus, 534 nucleotides. The record is from the annotation of a GenBank genome assembly. NCBI's taxonomy places the organism in Eukaryota, Metazoa, Rotifera, Eurotatoria, Philodinida, Philodinidae.
AUGGCUGAAAUUACAGUUAUUUAUCUUCGUACACGUAAAUAUAAUGCUGCAAUUAAGUUAUUUAAACAAUCGUUAGAAAUUGACCGAAAAAAUGAUGAUAAUGACAAUAUAGCUCAAGAUUUUCGAAAUCUCGCCCUAGCAUAUACAGCAAACGGUAAAUAUGCUAUUGCUUCUCGUUAUUUGAGAAAAGCAUCUAAUAUGCAACGAAAACUGUCGCCUGAAAAUCGUUUGAUUUAUGCAAGUACUCUUAUUAAUAUUGGUUUAAUUAAUUCUAAACAACAGUCUAAUCGUGCGCUUGAAUAUUAUUUUCGUGCGCAAAAAAUAUAUAAAAAAUUAUUACCGUUUUCUGAUCCUAGACAUUUUGAUCUACUAAUUUGCAUUGUCAAUUGGUAUAACGCGAAAAAACAAUAUAAAACAGCAGAAUUAUAUUGUAAAAAGUCACUCAGACAACAACAAAAAACCCUACCUGAAAAUUAUCUAACUAUUGGUAAAACGCUAUUCACAAUUGGCGAUAUACUAAUGGAUUCAGAUUAA